Molecule: messenger RNA, 810 nt
Organism: Pezoporus occidentalis (night parrot)
Lineage: Eukaryota; Metazoa; Chordata; Aves; Psittaciformes; Psittacidae
Gene: CENPH
Product: centromere protein H
Exons: 7
Coding region: 1-615 (204 amino acids)
Biological process (GO): kinetochore assembly; chromosome segregation; mitotic spindle organization
Cellular component (GO): nucleus; kinetochore
Molecular function (GO): kinetochore binding
Source: RefSeq, a predicted model, not a curated record
AUGGCGGCGGCGGCGGAGCAGCAGCCGCAGUCGCAGUCGCCGCAGCAGCAGCCGCCGGAGGAUGAGCAGCAGGCCAUAGCCGCGGUGGACGUGCUCUUAGUUUUGGUUUUUUUUUCCUUCAGUGUCAUAGAAGAUUAUAAAAAAGCCAUUGAGAAUGAAAAAGCCUCUUUCUGGAGCAAGACGUUAGCCUUGCAAAGGAUGCAGGUUAUGGCUGCCCUGAGAGACAAAAUGAAGCAAAAUGAUAAUGACUCACAACUGAUGCUGGAAACUUUGCAAGACAUAGUAAGCCUCAGCCAGGAAAUAGCUGCAUGUCAGCAGCAAGCACGUGAAAAGGAACAGAAAGUGGCUGACAUUCAAAAGGAAAGACUUUUACUAAAAAAAGCCGGAAGACAGAAACUAACGGAAAUCCAUGACAUGAUGAACAAACUAAAAGAGAAACAAACAAUUGAGGAUGUGAAAAUGCUGGAGAAGAUGCGUAUUGCCUACCAGAAAGAGAGAAAGAUUACUUCAGUAAUUCAAAAUGUAUUGCAGUGCAUCAUACUUGGAAGCAGAGUUAACUGGGCAGAAGAUCCAUCUUUAAAGGAACUUGUUCUACAGCUUGAAAAAAAAGUCUGAGUUGGGAGAGGUGGUCUUUAAUUUUUUUCAUAUAGUGUACGUACUCACUCUCCUGAAUUUAAUAAAUUAAUACACAUUAUGAAAACAUAAUUUGACCUUUCUGGGGGUGUCUGUUCACUGAAGAGACUGAGAAUGUAGUCACACAAUUCUUUGAAGUGAAAUUUAGUUCCUGGUAUACAGUAAAUGUUUGAACAG